CCAUCGUCCCUCUUCUUUUAACAUUCCUUUCUCCGUCCGGCUUUACUGCUGAAAUCAUGCGAAUCUAGAGAUAGAGAGAGAUACAAAGAGAGAUACAGAGUGAGUAAGUGAGAUACAGAGAGAGAACUCUUCAGAAGCUCGCGAAAUUUUGGAUUUUGUAGCUCGAUUUACAUUACACAGGUGACGAUUUAAAUGUCAAGGGAGGUCAAGCACGAUGACGAAAUCGAGAAUGUCCCUGAGAAUCUCCGAGCUUCGCUUUUGUCUCAAACCACCGACGAUUCAUUGACGAACCCAACAAAGGAGUUGGGGAGUAAGAUCGAUCGAACUCCUUCUAAGCCUAGACCUAAGAACCCAGAUCCACCAUUGCCUUUACGGACGCCUGAUAAGUAUCGAUCCAGCAUUGCUGCGUUUUCUAAGAAUCGGUUUGGUUGGGGAGACAAGUGUGAUUCCGUCACGAACGCAAACGUGGGGUUUUUGAAUACGACUCCUAAAACUGGUAGAGUUGUCGGGAGAGCUAAUUCGGAGACCAAUUCGACUCCUACUAAGAGCGUGUCUAAGCCUCCGGGGUCUUGUUACAGAGGGAAGCUUGAUGGGACAGGAGCUGUUAGAGUUGGUGGUUAUGCCUCUUUGUAUAAAGGGUUGUCUAGUUCUUCUGGGCAAGUUUCAGCAGUUGUUAACACGGUCCAAGUUCCUCACUUUAGCCUUAAGGAGGAUCCAUCUUUCUGGAUGGAUCACAAUGUACAGAUUCUUAUACGUGUUCGACCGCUUAAUAGCAUGGAGAAGGGUACAAAUGGGUACAGUAGGUGCUUAAAGCAAGAAAGUUCGCAGUGCGUAGCAUGGAUUGGACCACCUGAAACACGGUUUCAGUUUGAUCAUGUGGCAUGUGAGACAAUUGACCAGGAAACCCUUUUUCGGGUAGCCGGUCUGCCCAUGGUGGAAAAUUGCUUGUCUGGCUACAACAGUUGUAUAUUUGCAUAUGGCCAGACAGGAAGUGGGAAAACAUAUACAAUGCUCGGGGAAGUUGGUGAUUUAGAAGUCAAACCAAGUCCCAACAGAGGAAUGAUGCCUCGGAUAUUUGAGUUUUUAUUUGCAAGAAUACAAGCUGAGGAAGAGAGCAGAAGAGACGAGAGACUUAAAUACAAUUGCAAAUGCUCUUUCCUUGAGAUUUACAAUGAACAAAUUACAGACCUUCUUGAACCAUCUUCAACAAAUUUGCAGCUUCGAGAGGACAUUAAGAGCGGUGUCUAUGUGGAAAAUCUGACUGAAUGUGAAGUACAAAGUGUUCAAGACAUCUUAGGGCUUAUCACACAGGGUUCUAUGAAUCGAAAAGUCGGAGCCACAAAUAUGAACAGAGAGAGUAGUCGAUCACAUAGUGUAUUUACAUGCGUGAUCGAGAGCAGAUGGGAAAAAGACUCAACAGCUAAUAUGCGUUUUGCAAGACUGAACCUGGUUGAUCUCGCCGGAUCAGAGAGGCAGAAGACUUCUGGCGCUGAGGGUGACCGCCUAAAAGAAGCUGCUAGUAUCAAUAAAUCACUGUCCACACUAGGACAUGUAAUUAUGGUUCUUGUGGAUGUGGCAAAUGGUAAACCAAGGCAUAUUCCAUAUCGUGAUUCCAGGCUGACAUUUCUUCUUCAGGACUCACUGGGUGGCAAUUCUAAAACAAUGAUAAUUGCUAAUGCCAGUCCUUCCGUCAGUUGUGCAGUAGAGACGCUAAAUACUCUUAAAUUUGCUCAGAGAGCAAAGCUAAUCCAGAACAAUGCUGUGGUCAACGAAGAUUCUAACGAGGAUGUCCUGGAAUUACGCCGUCAAAUCCGACUUUUAAAGGAAGAGCUUUCCCUCCUCAAGCGCCAGAACAUCUCCAGGGCGAUGUCAUUUGGAUCAGCAACAGCCAACUUUGCAGAACUACAAGUCGAUUCUCCAUCAAGUGAAAUGCACGAGGUAGGACAUAAGCAGGCUGGUAACUCGCUUGUGUAUGAAUCUGGAGGCUGUGUAAGGAUGUCUAGAAAGCAGUUGAAAUCUUUGGAGAUAACACUUGCUGGCUCAUUGAGAAGAGAAAAUGUGGCUGAUGCUUCAAUUAAGAAGCUUGAAGCUGAGAUAGAGCAUCUAAAUCUGACUCGCUUUGCCCUGGAAAACAUAAGGCUUCUGGACCAACUUAGAAGAUUUCAAGAGUUUUAUGAGGAAGGUGAGAGAGAAAUUCUACUGGGCGAAGUCUCAAAUCUGCGGAACCAGCUCUUCCAGUUUCUUAAUGAAAACUCUGACCGGCAAAAACAUGUUGAUGAUGAAAUAGAGCCACAGGGUGCAUUACUUAGGAGUAAAGAAAAUUGUUCUCUACAGGAGGAGUUAAAAAAGACCUGUUACGAACUUGAGAAAUGUAGAAGUAACCUUGGUUCUUGCUUGGAAGAGAAUGCAAAGCUUAAUAGAGAAAUCCAAGAUCUACAGGUCAUGGUCGACAAUAUGAGACCUUGCACACCUGAUGAAAAUAGCAUUGCGAACAAACAAAAGGCCCUGUUGGAAACUCAAAAUGUUGAGCGGAACAAAACACUUGCUGGUCAGCAGGUCAAUUAUGUAGAAGAAAUCAUCAAAUUGCAGCUUGAUUUGGAUGUACUAAAAAUUAUACUCGAUGAGGAAAGAACACUACGUGGUGAUUCAGAAGCACAGGCAGUUCGCUUGAAAUUUGAUAUUGGAGAGUUGAAGGACCAACUACUUUUGAUUAGCAAGCAGCAAGAAAAUGUAUAUAGUGAGCUGGGGGAAACAAAGUCUGUAGUUGAAGCUCUUGAAUCGCAAAACAUUAUAUUGAUCCAAGAAGCAGUGGAGUUGAGGAGAAUAAAGGAGAACUAUAUUGAGCUUUUACAAAAACAAGAGCUUGACAUCCCAGCAAUGAAGUCCAAACAGUGCAAUGAGUUCAAAGAUAUUCCUGCAGAGAACAAUGCAAUUGAUACAAAGUUUAAAAAGAUGCAAGCAUCUCUUGAAAAAGCUAAGAGGUUGAACAUGUUGUACAAGAGUGAUAUUGCUUCUAAGGCAUGUGGAGAUGAAGAAAUGGAAAAAGUUUGCAAGCAAGCUGAAGCUGCAACUGCGGAGGUGAUUGUCUGUUUGCAGAAUGAGCUUGAAGUUCUUCAGAAGGAGGUCAGUGAUUUUCAAUCAAAAGAAAACGUCACUGAAAAGCAGAUACAGUUUUUAGAAGGUCAGAUGGAGGAGCUGCAGGAUAACUUACGAGACACGAUUAUGGAUAACGAGCAGUUGCAAGAAAAGCUCCGAGGCAAAGACAUGGAACUACAGAUCAUCUCAAAUGAAAUGGAACUUCUCACAUCUGAGCUUGAAGAAAUUCUGCUGAAUGGGAAUGAAGGCCUUACAGAUGCGUGUUACCAGGCUGAUCUUAUUUCGGGUUCCUUACCAGAUAGAAGGAUAUGGAUAUCUGAACAGGUUGGCGGAUUAAGAAGAACACUUUCCGAGAGAGAAUUCAUGAUUGAAGAUCUUGAAAGUUGUUUGGAGGAUGCCAAUAAAAAGCAAUGUGAUAUAGAAUCCAUGUUGACGUCUCUUAGAGGGGCAGCAAUAGUAAUGAAUGAAGCGCACCAGAGAGAGUACGAGGAAAAGGAGACACUCUUGAAAUCGCAGUUGUGCACAAAAACAGAGAUCAUAUCAAAGCUUCAAGAGAAGCUCAAAAUGGCUGAAAGGUUGAUUUGUGAAGCAUCACAUUGUGCAACAGCGUCUCUAAUAAUUGUCAACCGCUAUUCUGAGGUAACCGAAUCCCAUACUUUUGAGUUGAAGCAAAAGGAUUUUCAGCUUGCGGAAUCCGCUGGAACAAUUCUUUCUCUGAAGCAACAAGUACAAGAUUUGGAAACAACCUGUAAGGAAUUUAGAAGCAAACUUGUACAGGAAGAAAAAAAUGCUUCUGCUAUAGCACAAAAGGUUGAAGAAAUUGAGGAAACUGGCAUUUCGGCAAUGAAAGAGAAGCUUUCUGAGCUCAAGGGUGGCGUGUCUGGACUGAGAUCAUGCAUAAACAUGUGUCAAGAGCAUGACAAAUACACGGAGGCAGAGAAUUCAUUAGGUUCUCCACCCCACUAUAGUAAAGGACAGGAACUUGGAAAGAAUGUAGUUGUCUCCUCUUGCAUAGAGAAUACUCCAAACAACAACCAUACAGAGUCCAUGAGGUUGACCAGCAAGGUGUCAAGUGAGAGAGGUAAAGUGAUCAUACUGCUAAAGCAAGAAAUGGAAUCUGCACUUGUAAGCUUGAAGGAGGUUCAAGUUGAGAUGGCCAAACUCCAGGGUGAGAAGGAAGAGCUAAAGGCAUCUGAGAAAAGAAGCUUAAGAAACUUGAACGAUCUUGCUGCACAGUUUUGUAACCUUGAAACUGUGAUGAAUAACAUGCAAGAACAAUAUGAGCACAAGGUGGAAGUCACAGAUCAUAAACUUAAGACUUUGGAGCAUGAAUUAGCUAAGAUGAAGAUAGAUGCUGACCAAGAAUAUGUUAAAAACUUGUGUGUUCUUAAGAAAUUUGAGGAGGCUCAAGGGAUUAUUAAAGAUGCAGAUAUCACAGUCAAUGAACUCAUAACAGCGAACGAAAAGAUGAAAUUUGACCUGGAGAAGCAGAAGAAAAGGGAAAUCAGCUUGGUUGGAGAGAAAAACGCCUUAGAUGACAAGCUGCAGGAGCUGGAAUCCAUAAAUGUCAAAGAUAAUGAGAAAAUUGCGUACCUUGAGAAACUAUUCGGGUCAAGUUUGAUGGGAAUAGGAAAUCUGGUCGAAGAGCUGGAAACUGUUGUCAGAAAAUUACAGGAUGAGUCGUCUGUGGCCUUGACUGGCAUGGCCAAUGAUUUAUCUGAGUUGAAGUCCUGGGUUUCAGAUACAAACUCAGCUAGAUUGUUCCUUGAGGAUAUCUGGUCAGAAAUAAUCAUGAAGGAUUGUGCUCUCUCAGUUCUACACCUAUGCCAUAUGGGGGUUUUGUUAGAAACAGUUACAGGGAUCAAUACCGAAAAUGGUCUGCUUCAACGUGGUCUGUGUGUAUCAAACUCUUCCAUAGCCGGAUUAAGAAAUAACAAUCUAAGGUUAAGAAGGGAGCUUGAAAUGUUUGCAAAUCUGAAGGGCAAACUACUGACUGAUAUAAAGAAUGGUUUUGAGAGAAUUUCGAGAAAUGAAGAAGCAACUAAUCUGCUUACUACAAAAUUAAGCAAUUUUGAUCAGAAAAUUUCAGGGCUACAGUACCAGGAGGAGCUGAUGUUGCAAAGAUCUAACAGCAUGGGAUCUCAGCUUGAUAUUUUGCUGAAAGAAAUAGAUUUGAGCAAUGGGAGCCUUGCUGAAACUCUGUUGGAGCAAGAGCUGCAUCUGAAUCAGAAAGAUGAUUUCUUUGACACCGAAGUUCAGCUUUACUUCAUGGACCUUUGCUCAAAAGAUGUUGAGUCAGUUGUUCUGGCGCAAACAGUAAAAGAAUAUUCUUCUCGUCUAGCAGUUGUAGAUAGAGAGCUUCUUGAUCAUCAUGCCAUCGUUGAGGAUCUUAAAGAGAAACUGUUUGUUUCCCAAGUGGAGAGUGAGCUCAAAGACCAAUGUCUGGUUGAUAACAAAUUGGAGACCGUUUCAGUGAAACAAAAGGUGACUGAAGCACAAAGUAAAAUCAAGGUUCUCUCAUCGGAUCUUGAUCACUGUGUACAAAAAAUCGCUGAAAUGGACGAAGUAAACAAGGUGUUUGGAGAAAGAGUCUUCUUCUUGGAGUCUCGCAUCACUGGGAUACAGCAAGAAUUGGCGAUUAAAGCUUCUGAACUUGACAGUCUCCAACAUUCCCAGUCAGUCACUGCAGAAGAAUUGGAUAUCAAAGAAAGGGAUAUACAAGUUUAUGCUGACGUUGUCAGUUCGUUGAAGAAGGAAAACAUCUCCCUUAAGAACAAGGUCAUACAUUUUGGUGAAGAUCAAUUUAAAGCACUAGAUGUUACGAGGCUAAGCAUUGCCAAAUGCACACAUUUAGCUGAAGAUAGCAGGAUACUGGAGAAACUAACCAGAGAUGGUCUAGUUAUUUCUGAAAAAAUGUUGCAACUGAUAUGUGAAAACAUCAAUAAGGCUUCAGAAUUCGCAGAUACUGUUCAAUCUUUGCAGAUUGAUGUACAAGACUUGUUGUCUGAGAAUCUGAAUCUCCGCGAUGAGCUUUUGAGAAAGGAUGAUGUUCUAAAGGGGUUGUCUUUUGACCUCAGCCUUCUACAAGAAUCUGCUUCCAAUUCUAGGGAUAAGAAAGAUGAAACAAAGGAAAUCAUGGUUCAUGUUGAAGCUUUAGAAAAGACACUAGCAGUGAAAACAUUUGAACUAGAAGAUGCCGUUUCUCACGCCCAAAUGCUUGAAGUUCGACUGCAAGAGAGCAAGGGAAUAAUCUGCAACCUUGAAGUGGAUACUGAAAAGGUAAGGAAGUGUCAACAAAAACUGUCGGCGGAAAAUAAAGACAUUAGAGCGGAAGCUGAAGCUCUUAUGGCAGAAAAAAGCUCUCUAGAGGAGGAGCUGAUCCAGAAAAAUAAGGUAUCGGAGAGCAUGGAGAUGGAGCUCUUUAAUCUAAGAAAUGCUCUCGGACAAUUGAAUGAUACAGUUGAGUUUACCCAGAGAAAACUGAAUGAGGCCAUCGAUGACAGGGAUAAUCUCCAAGAUGAGGUUUUGUAUCUGAAAGAAGAAUUCAGGAAGAUGAAAUCUGAGGCUAAAGAAAUGGAAGCUAGGUACAUAGAAGCUCAACAGAUUGCUGAAUCAAGAAAGAUAUAUGCCGAUGAGAGAGAAGAAGAAGUGAAGCUAUUAGAAGGAUCAGUUGAGAAACUUGAGUAUACUAUCAAUGUUCUUGAAAACAAGGUUAAUGCUGUCAAAGUUGAAGCUGAAAGACAGCGUCUGCAAAGGGAGGAGCUGGAAAUGGAGCUUCAUACCAUACGCCAGCAGAUGGAAAGUGCUAGAAAUUCUGAUGGGGAAAUAAAAAGAAUUUUAGAUGAAAAGCAUAUGGAUCUUGAGGAAGCUAAGAAGCAUAUAGAAGCGCUUGAGAGAAAUACGGCUGACCAAAAGACCGAGAUUUCUCAACUCAGUGUGCAUAUCUCGGAAUUAAAUUUGCAUGCUGAGGCUCAGGCUAGAGAAUACAUGCAUAAGUUCAAGGAGUUGGAAGCAAUGGCUCAGCAAGUAAAGCCAGAAAUCCAUGUUUCUCAAGCUAUAGAUUCUUCAUUGAGUAAAGGUUCAGGGAAACCUCGGGGUUCUGGCUCUCCUUUCAGAUGCAUAGGGUUGGGAAUUGCACAACAAAUGAGAUCUGAGAAGGAUGAGGAGCUUUCUGCUGCAAGGCUACGAAUUGAGGAGCUUGAAACUGUAGUUGCAACCCGGCAGAAAGAGAUAUUUUUAUUGAAUUCAAAACUCGCCAAGGUGGAUAGCAUGACCCAUGAUAUUAAUCGAGUUUUGCUGGGAGUCAAACAGAAUUGUUCGUCAUUCUUGGAUAGUCAACAAGUAUUGAAGAUAGCAGAGAUGCUUCAACUUAAUAGUUCAGAUUCACGAGAAAGGGAUCUUGAAGUCUCUCAUCUCAAGCAGAAAAUUAAUGAAUACAAUGAGGAAAGGCAAGGAUGGAUAGAGGAAAUCGACGGAAAGCAGACAGAUUUAGUUACUGCGCAGAUAAAACUCCAGGAACAUCGGCAGCAUGAGCAGCUGCUUAAGAAAGAGAAUGAAUUACUUAAGAAGGAGAAUGUUAGUCAUAAAAGAAGAGUGAUAGAACUUGAAGGGGAAGUGAAGAAGCUAUCGUCCCAUCAAACCCCUGAGUGGAGAACUCGUGAUCAAGCUCGAAUUAAGGAAGAAAACAGUGUGUUAAAACUUCAGCUUGAUGAGCUCAAUUUGAAGUUACGGCGAGCAGAUGUUAGUGUUUCUCGUGCCAAAGAAGAGCUUGCUUGGUACCGAGCGUCGUCCGGAAAGAACCUACAUUCAAACCUUGACAAGACGCAUCAGUUAAGUACCAAACUGAAGGAAACUGAAGAGGAUAGAAUGCAGCUUGCUCAGAAGCUAUUAGGUCUCUGCACCAGUAUUCUCAAGGCAGCCGGUGUAACAGGAGAAGACAUUACAGACAUAAACCCUGAAGUUGCUGAAGAGGCACUCGAACAGCUCAAGACAAAACUUGGUUUACUUGAACGUGAACUAGACCACUUUAGAUUAAAGGGAAAAGCAAAGAGCAGAAGAAGUAGGAAUCCAGAGAGAAAGAUGCCUUCAAUGCCUUCGCCUCGAAGAUCAUGGAGCCAGAGUCCAAGAAGUAUGUCUCAGGUUCCUUUUUUCUCUUCUUUAGACAGGUGAAAGAAUGAUAUGUUUGUACGAGACACAGUCAUUGUACAUUUAUGAAUGUUCUUAUGUAACUGUUAUACUUUGAUUGGUAAAUAAAAUUUAUAUAACCUCAUUCAUCCUGA
Messenger RNA from Camelina sativa (false flax), 8375 nucleotides. The record is from RefSeq and is a predicted model, not a curated record. Lineage: Eukaryota; Viridiplantae; Streptophyta; Magnoliopsida; Brassicales; Brassicaceae.